Messenger RNA from Prosopis cineraria, 1937 nucleotides. RefSeq names its product endo-1,4-beta-xylanase 5-like. Gene Ontology annotation, molecular function: hydrolase activity, hydrolyzing O-glycosyl compounds. The transcript has 7 exons. The record is from RefSeq and is a predicted model, not a curated record. Lineage: Eukaryota; Viridiplantae; Streptophyta; Magnoliopsida; Fabales; Fabaceae. Gene Ontology annotation, biological process: carbohydrate metabolic process. Bases 91 to 1821 code for a protein of 576 amino acids.
UUCCCUUAUUGCAUUUGAUGCCAAACACAGCAUCUAAUCUCACUGUCAUUAGCACAAAAUUUAGAGGAGGUUUGUCUGAGUGUUAGAGAGAUGAAGGUUGAAGCAGAAGCCUACACCUUAUUGCUUGCCUCAAUUCUUCUGCUGAUUUCAGGUGUCAGAGUUCAUGCUAUCUCUUAUGAUCAUUCUGUAACAACAGAGUGUUUGGUGGAACCACAAAGAGCCCAAUAUGAAGGAGGCAUUAUAGUGAAUCCAGGAUUCGAUCAAAGCCUAAGAGGUUGGACAGUUAAUGGGAAAGGAGUUAUUGAAGUGAGAAUAUCAAAGGAAGGGAAUAGGUUUGUUGUUGCCAGAAACAGAACUCACCCAUUAGAUAGUUUCUCACAAAGAAUCCAACUUGAGAAAGGAAAGCGAUACGCCUUUUCUGCUUGGGUUCAACUCGGUGAAGAAACAGGGACUGUGUCAGUUGUCAUUAGAACUAACAGAAGUGAACUGGUACGAGGUGGUCAUGUGAUAGCACAGCAUGGAUGCUGGACUCUGCUAAAAGGCGGCAUAGUUGCAAAUUUCUCAAGCUCUGUCGAGAUUCUUUUCGAGAGCCAGAAUACUGAAGUGGAAUUAUGGGUUGACAGUGUCUCACUACAACCAUUCACCAAAUCACAAUGGAGAUCACAUCAAGACUGCAACAUUGAGAGGAUACGCAAGAGCAAGGUGAGAUUCCAGAUAGUUCACACAAAUGGAACAGCAUUAGAAGGAACUACAGUGUUAAUAAAUCAAAUAAGAUCAGGCUUCCCAUUUGGAUGCAGUAUAAACCACAACAUUCUCACAAGCAAAGACUACCAAACCUGGUUCGCAUCAAGGUUCCAGUACACAACUUUCACCAACGAGAUGAAAUGGUACAGCACAGAAAUAAAGCAAGGUGAAGAAAAUUACAGUAUUGCAGAUGCCAUGUUGGAGUUCACCAAGCAGCACAACAUUGCUGUGAGAGGCCAUAAUAUUUUCUGGGACAACCCAAAAGAACAGCCUCAAUGGGUCAAAUCGCUAUCUUCUGAGGAAUUGCAAAAAGCAGCAGAGAAGAGAUUGAAUUCUGUGGUUUCAAGAUACAAAGGGCAACUGAUUGCAUGGGAUGUGGUCAAUGAGAAUCUCCACUUCAGCUUUUUUGAGGAUAAACUUGGCCAAAAUGCUUCUGCAGAAUAUUAUUCCAAGGCUUACAAGCUUGACCAAAAGCCAAUCAUGUUCAUGAAUGAGUACAAUGCAAUAGAGUACAGUGGGGAUAAAGCAGUGAUCCCAGAGAAAUACAAGAAGAAACUUGAGGGGAUUCUGUCAUACCCUGGAAGUGAAGGAAUAUCAGUAGGAAUAGGAUUGCAGGGUCAUUUUGUUUCAGGCCAACCAAACCUUGCUUUCAUGAGAUCUGUUCUAGAUUCUCUGGCCACAACUAAACUUCCCAUUUGGCUCACAGAAGUCAGUGUAGAUAAAGGCCCAAACCAGGAAGAGUACUUGGAGGAGAUACUAAGAGAGGCUUAUGCACAUCCUGCAGUUGAAGGGAUCAUAACUUUUUCUGGUCCAGCAAUAGCUGGUUUCAAAGACAUGCAUCUCGUGGAUGAAAAUUUCCGCAAUACUCCAGUUGGUGAUGUUGUGGACAAGCUUCUGAAUGAGUGGAAGUCUGGGUCUGUGCAAGCCAAAACAGAUAGCAGAGGAUUUGUGGAUGUUUCACUGUUCCAUGGAGAUUAUGAUGUUACUGUCACACACCCAGUAACCAAAUCCUCCACAACACUGAAUCAUAGUGUAAAGAAACAUACUCCACAGAAAAUUGUUCGAGUCCAUGUAUAGGAAUUAUAUAAAAGCAUAAAGAAAAUGAAUAAUCCACCCUCUUUGUUCAAAUGCAAUGGGGGUCAAAUCUGUAAUAAUUAUUAUUGAUACUUGUGUUUUGAGACUUUCCUUAAUUA